AAUAUGGUGUUCAUCUUGUUGUGCUACUGAGGUGUGGCAACUUGGACCAAUGCAUAUAUAUGCCUGGUCCUUCAUUGUAGGGGACCGACUGCUCUGCAUAGUUGACUUUGCGAUUCAGUCCCUCAUAGGAGUUCUAUAUGAUGGUCAUAAUAAAAGGUACUACAGAUUUUUGUAAGAUCGCAAGUUUUUCUUUCCACGCUGUUGAAUGCUUCCUCAUAAUCGUGAAAUCUGCUGUGUAGAUUUAUGUUCCAUUCGAAUGGCUGUUCAACAGUAAUCUUUGAUGUCGCGAUUCGUUCAAUAAACGAUUAAUCUUACGAAAACCAGUUUGUUCAACUCUAGGUUAGGCGUUUAUAGAAUCUUUCAUUCGGUUCAGCAACAUAUGAAGACCUUGUCUGUUAUUGACAGUAGUAUUAUCCUCAUGUAUUUGUAUGCUUAAUGGGAUCUCAUAUUUUGGACUCUUGAUAAUACGUCCCUCUUUUUAAUCUGUUGGGACAUUUUUGUUCCAAGCGUCUCAAAAGAGAACGUGAAACGUCUCCAUAUCUGACUUCAAUGCUUCAGUUGGUAUUGUGUCUGUUCCUGCUGCUUUCCAUUUUGUGUUGCCCGAUGGAUUUACUUCCCACUAUUAACGGUGCAUAAUCUUUGGGAAAGUAUCCAUAUACUACUUCAAUGUUCAAUGGAUUUAAUUAGUCUGAUUGAUUCAAGGGUACUUCAAGCUGCUAUUCUUGCAUUUUCUGCUGCUUUCAAACCUCCGUGGUUAGUUUGCCUUUGUUUAUAUCUGGUCGCCUCUCUUUACCAUAUUUCUCUUCAAGCUUUUCGUGCAGCCUUGUCUACUGUUGUUUCCAGGUUUUCCACUUAUCAGCCCCAGUGCUAUCCUUCACUCGUUUUUUGUUUCUAUAUAUACAGUCUGUGGCUCGACUUCUGUUUUCGUCCAGUUAUUAUUGAAUACUUUCUUGUUUUUCCGUUCUCGAAUCUUACUCAAGCUGUCCAGAGAGAUCCAUUCUUUGUGCUGGUACUCUUUUUAAUUCAAUACCUCCUAACAUGCUGAAGGUACCUCUUAUUUAGUCCGUUUCACAGUUGCCCUCCAUAUUGAUUUCUUCCUCUACUAGAUCCUAUAAGUCCUAAAAAUUGCUGCUGCGAGCUGUUUUGAAUUCGCUGACCUUUUUAAAAUAUCAAGAAAGGCUGUAUUAAAUCUUCACAGUGCCGUUUCUUUAAUUGUUUAGUGCUACUUUCGGUCUAAUUUCAUUUUGGCCACUACGAAGUUUUGAUAUAAGGCUAUAUCAUCUUUCUUUGUUCAUACGUCCUCUAUGAACCUUCUGAAUUUUUUAAACAUCCAGAUGUGUUCGAUCUAGUUGUCCGUAGUGUCAUCUGAUGAAUUUCAUAUAACUUUGUGUAUAUGUUUGUAGGGGAAAAUGUUGCAGUUCACGACCACGUUUGUGAAGCCACACAGAUCUACCGGUCUCUUGACAUUGUUGUUUACUUUCUCCCCAGUUCAUACACCAUAAUGCCUUCAGACCAAGUUUUGUCCAUCGCGACCUUAAGUUUUGGGUCCUUCAUCAAGAUAAUUAAGUAUUUUCUUGUCAAUCUCUUUACAAUAGACUCCAGCCUCAUAAAACUGAUGUUCAUUAUCUUCGCUGCUAUCACUUAUGAAAGGGUAGCACUGGAUGACAUUCGUUGUCAUCCUUGCCUUCUUGGUUUUGAAGGAUCCUUUAAUGAUUUCGGAACAAAGACUUCCGCACUCCAUAAUCGCAUUUCGUGCUUCUUUGGACAUGAUCAUUGUAACUCCAGGUGUCGGCGAAACUUGGUUCUUCAUGACCAGAGUACAAUAAGAGUUCCUGAUGUUGGUUUAUUUGGUCCAAAUUGUGUCCAAUAAGUUUUACCUUUUCCAAGCACGGUCAGUUUGAAUAUUUUCAUUUGUGCUGCUAUUUGAGUGACCCUCUCAGUCUCCUUCAUUAUUCAGACAUUCCACAUACUGACAUUAGUUGUUGCUCUGGUUGUCAGAAGGGGUUUUGGCCUCGCGGCUUCCAAAUAAUUUCAGUUUUCAUCAUGAAGUGUCAUAACGUUUCGAUAUGAAGACCCUAAGUAGAGUUAAAUUCUGUAAAUAGUUUGUUCUGGCUAGGAUUUUUGUAACGCUCUUUUUUUUUUACAAAGGUGGGGUUAUUAACUCUACGUCCAGCUCUCCUUUACUCGGUCUUGGGUCGGUAGUAAUCCUAGAUUAGUUUCAAGUGGAUAUAAUUCUCCAUUACUUCCUAGUAUUUCAGUUAUUUUAUCCAUUCCGACCAGUUAUGCUUAUUGUGUAAUCCUAGUUAAUAAAUAAUCCUACAAAUAUCGAAAAAUAGAGGUGAAAAUCUGCGCACAUAAUUAUUAUUUCAAACUCAAUGGAUUUAAUAUCCUCACUAUCCUUUAUCCAGCCUUGGGACGUGCACUAACUCUGAAGGGGUUCCAGCAGGAGUCACAUUCAACGUCUGUUGGCUAGUGACUCCCCCAACUCCUUUUAUGGUGUUUGGCUUUUUUAUGGUGAUGGUUAGAUUUAACAUUAUGUCUUGCACAAAGCUCUGUGUUUCACAUCCUGUCAGAAAAUACUCCUUUCACAGGUACCAUGGUACAAUCAUACAACUCAUGGGCUAUAAUUUAGACAGCAAUACAGUAUUGUAUGUCACAAUACGGUAUGUGCUUGACCCUCUACACAAAGAAGAACUCUAUUUUAUGCUUGGUAGUGAUCCGGGUAAUUCAUUUGUGUAAAUUACGGUGCGAAACAUUUUAAAAGCAAUAAACCCAAGACUACCGGUAGAUGAGCGGUAUAUCAUAAGGUCCAAGCAAAGAAUUAUCAGGAUAUCUGUCUACUUGAAAUAAUUAGGAAUGGAGAUAUGUAGUAUUUAAAAGGAAAGGUUAUUUGUUAGUAAUGGGAAUUGGUUGUGACUCUAAUGGGCUGCAGUUAAAAUCGUCCCUGCUGCUAGUAAGCAACAAAAGAAGUCAUGAGCUUUUUCACUUGUCCUUAUCGUUCCGGACUUGUGUGUUGAUAAAGAAUCAUUAACCCAUUCAGUGUAAGUUUGUUGAAAGCAAUAGUGUUGUUAACGUAAAUAAAUUGUUUAAAACAGAGAGAAACUAUCGAUGCAUCCCAUUAUGAAGUAAUAGUGACAUGGAUUCGGUUCGCUAUUGCCGUCUUUCUGGCAGCUAAAAAGUUGGAAAGUUUCAAUUUUUCAUAUUGAAUCUGAUCUAGCUGAAUGCACUUUCUACAUUGCCCAAGAAACUAGUUUCAUUGAUAAGUCAUUACUUGAAGUUAAUUACUUGAUACCAUGUUUACUGAAAUAACUAUAUCCGUAUGCUCCUUUAUUCAAGCCAGGAUUAAUAACUAUAGAGGAUUCAGCCCAAAUAUUAUUUUCAGAUAAUUUGAGCAUUUCAGAGAUUAAAAAACUUGUACUACGUCAUUGAACAGAGGUAACUUUUAUUUGGAUUCACGAUGGAAAAAAUAGGGAUUUUUAAUACUGUUUUUUCACUAGUUACCACAUUUCUCCUAUGAAUUGUUUCUAAAAAUUUUUGCACUUCUGUAUUUAAAACUAUUCCUGCAACUUGUGCACAUUGUAGGUGUGUUGCCGACCCAAUUCCACUUUCUCAGUAUGUAAUAGCUCUGAUAAAAAAAGAUAAAGGCGAGCAGGAACUAAGAGAAAUAUGUAUUGACCAGUUGGAAGUAUUCUUGCAAGAAAAUACAGCAAAGUUCGUGGAGGAUUUGUUUGCUGUACUUAAAUCAAGAACAUAUGUUGCAUGUGAAACACUGAAACCAAAUCAGUCAUCUUCGGACAACUCUUGCUCAAAAGAUUUUUCUGGAAAAAACCCUUGUGGAAAUACUUCUUUUGAUAAUGUAUCAAAAGACAGGAAAAGACAUUUGACAAACAAUAACACUAACGCUUCAAAUGUCACGGACACUUGUGCUCCCAAGCAGAAACGAAAACGCUCACCGGAGACUAAAGCAAAAAGAAUAUCGUCAGAUAGUCGUUCACGCAGUCCCCACUCCCCAGGAAGACCAAUAAAUAAUGCAAGUACAACAAGUAGGCAACAUGGGAAAGAACUUGAAUCACAUGUAGAUUCCUGCAGUCGUGGGCGUCAUAAUAAUCACUCAGAAGAGUCUAGCUUAAAAACAGUGGAUGGUCAUAUCAGGCGCAAUUCAUCAGGUAGUUCAAAUGAAGAAGUUACUCAUUCAAAUACAAUUUCAUCGCGUCGAAAUAGGUAUCAUGAUUCGGAAUCACAUAAGUAUAACAAUCGGGAGCGUAUCCACUCACGGGAUAAAGAUGAGCAUAGCAAUCGUUCUUGUAAAUCUUUUGCGAAGUCUGUCACCGAUUAUAGAGUAGUUGAUGAAAAGUGUCGGGGUGUAAGAAGCCGUCGCUGUCGUGAUUUUGAAGAGCGUGGUUUUUGUGUAUAUGGAGACAGAUGUCAGUAUGACCAUGGCCCCAAUGCUUUGGUAAUUUCGUCUGCUAAAUCUGCUGUGUCCGCCAUCGCUCAUCUCACAAACCCUCUGUUAGAUACUAAUGCACUCUCAAGUAAUACUGAGGAUUUAUCAAUGAAUAUUGGAAAAGAGGCAUCGAAAUCUAGUACACUUCAGCCGCAAUCUUUUGUAGCAGCUGUUUUAUCUGGACCAACUGACCUUAACGAUCUAAACCAACAUAUUGGUACUCCUCUUAUUCCUGUUUAUCACCCGACUCCAAUUAAUCAUCCAGAUAAUCAAAUGUUAAUGACCUGUUGCAUUGAUCAGCCACUGGAUACUGGAUUACUUCCUCAGGUUCCUAACCCUUCUGUUUUGUAUAAUAAAUCCAAUUGGAAGCAUCCCCGUUUACAGAAUAACGUGCAACAACGUCCUAAUAAUUUUCGCGUAUUUAACAACACCAACACUAUUAGUCGAAAUAUAGUUCCUUUGCCAAUGAUUCAAAAUACUACUAAUAAAGAUCAGUCCGAAAUUAAUCCAGCUCCUCCUGCUUAUGAACCAGAUCGACCACAUUUGUCCAUGAUUUCGACGUCCGAGUCCAAUAUUCUACCGUCUUGCGAUACUUCGGAUGUAGGACAUAAUGCUUCUACCCCACCACUAUCAUAUAAACCCAGUCCUAUCACUGAACAAAUCAGUUCAUAUGCUGUAGUCCCAAAAGCAUCAGGAGUCACAGAUCUUUCUUUGGAUACCACUUCUCGAACUAUCGAUCCUCGUACUACUCUGUAUAUCGAUCGUCUUCCUUGGAAACUUAAUGAUGCGGAUAAAAUUCGUGAGCAUUUUUCCCAAUUUGGUCAUGUAAUAAACGUCAUCGCUAGAUACAAGGGCAUGGUAGGGUCCGCAGUGGUUGAGUUUUCUUCAUCAGAUGAAGCUGAAAAAGCCUAUCGAAGCCCCAUUCCUAUGUUUUCAAAUAGAUUUAUUCGGAUUUACACUCGUUUUCCAGAAAAUUUCAAACACAAUGCUCGAAGUAUGACUAGUCGUUUCCCUCGUCCCAAGAGUAUACUGGAUCGUUUAGGAACACGGCCUGUUGCUGGAAAUAACAAAAUUAAUUCAUAUUCAUGGAUGAGUAUGACUAAUGACUGUAUAGAAAGUCAACAGGUUCCUGACAGCAUUCUUUCUGAUCACACUCUCCAAAGGGGUAAUAGAUCUCGUUGGCGUUUAGAACGUAAUCCAACUAGUGGAGAUGCCUUAUUAUCUGGUGAUGAAGAUGACGAUUUAAUUGACGAAAAUCCGACCAUAGAUGGUCAUGAACGAAAUUCUGCCACUUUCAUCAAAGAACGUAAUAAAGCUUUUAACCAAACAAUGGACAAAGUAGUAGAUAAUUAUGUUGAUCUUAAUGUCGAUCAAGAGUCAUUAUUAUUUACUCGUAAUACUCUUUAUGAUACAGCAAGACAGUUCAAUAAUAAUAGUAAUAAUAUAACUGUUACGUCAAGUCCUUAUACUUUGUCGCAUAAACAAGAGGCUGAGGCAAUUCUUUGGGAGCGUCGUAAAAUGGCUGCAUUGAGACAACGUAAAGAACAACUUAUGCUUUUAGAUAAGUCUCGUGAAGCCCGAGAAUCAGUGAUUGAGGCUCGAAAACAACGAAUCACUAAACUGAAAUUACUUCUUGAAAGAGUAAUGAGUCAGUUGGAAAAUAAUCGUACUAGCGAAACAGACAAUGGUACAGAUUCAAAACCACUGACAUUGGAUGAAAGACGGAAAUUACUUACUGAAGCCAAACGGCUACAAAUUGAGCUUGAAUCAACUUUGGAAGCCGAGAAGAAAGAUUUGGAUAUCCGAAGUUCAAACCGAGAAUCAAACAGCAAAAAAAUGUUCACUUCAAAACCAUUAGGAAGCACAACAAUUAGCGCGGCUGCAUUACAAGCAUUACCGAGUCCAAUUAGAUUGGAAAGACAAAAGCAAAUCUCUGAAAUUCAAAUCGAAAUCGAUAAAUUGGAAGCAAAUCUACGUGAGGCAACUCAUGAUGAUGUUAAAUUAAAAGAAGGUCGUCGAAGGAUUGUAGAACUUAAGCGCCAGCUUGUCGACUUGGAGACAGUCCGGCCUUCAGAUAUGUUUUUGUCUCAAAACACAAGCGGUUGUGCUCCUGGCGACAAUGCCGCAUACCCGAACAGAACUCAAACCAAACUUGAUAAGCGACCUCGAACUUUGUAUAUUACUGGCAUCGAAUCAGAUGAUGUAGAAAACUUUCAGAAUGCCCUCUCACUAAAUUACUUGCAUACACAAUCUUGUACAAAACAAACUAACCCUGAAACUAAUCAGUUAGUGCUGGAAGUUACGUUUUGCACUCGUGAUUUUGCCGAGGCAGCUAUUCGUCAGUUUACGCAGUUUCAUGGACGUGAUUUACAAAUGAGUUUUGUGUAUCCAGCAUUGUCCGAAACUAAAGCUGGAAAUUUUAUUGAUAAUGAUGCAAAACAUGUUUCGUCCACACAAAUUGAAACUUCAGAUCAAUUACAAGCUAUCACAUCUUCAGAGUCUUUGGAUUAUUCUGCUCAUUCCAACUCUACGUCUAGUACUGCUCUGAAUACUAUGUCCUUAUGACUAACAUCCAGUUCCCUAUCCGAAUAUCGCUAGUAAUUUGUGUAGAAAGAAAUAAAUUUCCUCAUGCGAUAUCUCCCGAAAAUAACGUUUUUUCUUUGAGAAAAUAUAUUUUAUUUAAAGCUUUUCUACUUCAAAAGUUUUUUCACUGUUUGGUUAUGUACACACUGUUUCUUGGUAAUGAGUUGAGUAACAACUGACUUUAUUUUCUGUGAAAGUGAUAUAGUAGAUUCUAACAAUAAACCCACUAUUCUCCUUUUGC
Messenger RNA from Schistosoma rodhaini, 7268 nucleotides. The record is from the annotation of a GenBank genome assembly. Lineage: Eukaryota; Metazoa; Platyhelminthes; Trematoda; Strigeidida; Schistosomatidae.